AGGGCUGGCGGCUCCGAUUUGAGUGCAGCCCCAGCCCGGGCUUGAAGGUCCGGCCGAGCAGAAGCGAGACCCUAGCAGGGUCACAGAAAGCCCUGCGUGCGCCUUGCAGAAGCCGCUCCAACGUUGUCACCGGUAACGAUCACCGUCACCUCGUCUAUGGGCUUAUGUGACCUCAUCUGCAAAACUGGGCAACCUGCUCUGCCUACCUCCUGGGGAGAGAGACGGCGCGAUUGUGACAGAGGCUGGAAAGCGCCUGGAAAAUCGUAGAGCACCUGACCACUGACUGGAGGUGUUCCGAUUACGACUCUCGGGGUGGUACCUAAGUAGUUGGGAAAAUACGCAGCAGUUGUUAAAUUUCCACCGAAUUAUCAGCUAUCUAGCUCGGAGGAGUCUCCAUCCUCCUUAACUGCCAUCUCAGCAUUUUGUGGGGGAAGUGGGCCGGGUCUCUUUGCAGUUCAUACUCAUCAAGAAACUAAGUUUAUCUGAAAAGCCUAGAUGGAUCUGUUAAUGCCCCCACCUCAGAUUUACGUAGAAAGAACACUGGCUCUUAUCAAACCAGAUAUUGUGGACAAAGAAGAGGAGAUAGAAGGUAUCAUCCUCAAAUCUGGAUUCACCAUUGUUCAGAGAAGAAAAUUACGUUUUAGCCCUGAACAGUGUAGCAACUUUUAUGUGGAACAGUAUGGGAAAAUGUUUUUCCCUAAUCUAACCGCUUACAUGAGUUCAGGUCCACUUGUUGCCAUGAUAUUAGCAAGACAUAAUGCAAUCUCUUACUGGUUGGAUCUUAUGGGACCAUUCAAUAGCUUCAAAGCUAAGGAGACACACCCAGACAGUCUAAGGGCAAUCUAUGGAACAGAUGACCUAAGGAAUGCACUUCAUGGAAGUAAAAAUUUUGCCUCAGCAGAAAGAGAAAUUCGAUUCAUGUUUCCUGAAGUGGUUAUUGAACCCAUCCCUGUUGGAGAAGCUGCUAAGGAUUACCUGAACUUGUAUGUCAAUCCGACUCUGUUGGCUGGACUCUCAGAGCUUUGUAAGCACAAACCAGCAGAUCCCUUUAUUUGGUUGGCUGAUUGGUUGCUUAAAAAUAAUCCCAACAAACCUAAAUUCUGUUACCAAGAAAUUGUGGAAGAGUCUAAUGAAAAUAAAACAUAUUGAAACAUACUGAAGAACUAAACUAACAAGAACUGUUGUGUUAUUCUAAAAGACUUUUAUUCAACUGACUUUUUGUUAACAUGAUUUCUUAAGUAAAAUAUGGAUGAUAAGGAA
Vombatus ursinus (common wombat) is the source of this 1260-nucleotide messenger RNA. RefSeq names its product NME/NM23 family member 5 (gene NME5). The transcript has 5 exons. Gene Ontology annotation, molecular function: nucleoside diphosphate kinase activity. The coding region runs from base 496 to 1149 and encodes 217 amino acids. The record is from RefSeq and is a predicted model, not a curated record. Lineage: Eukaryota; Metazoa; Chordata; Mammalia; Diprotodontia; Vombatidae. Gene Ontology annotation, biological process: negative regulation of oxidative stress-induced intrinsic apoptotic signaling pathway; CTP biosynthetic process; UTP biosynthetic process.